Messenger RNA from Pimephales promelas (fathead minnow), 1646 nucleotides. RefSeq names its product microtubule-associated protein, RP/EB family, member 1a (gene mapre1a). NCBI's taxonomy places the organism in Eukaryota, Metazoa, Chordata, Actinopteri, Cypriniformes, Leuciscidae. The record is from RefSeq and is a predicted model, not a curated record. Gene Ontology annotation, molecular function: microtubule binding.
UGUGGUGUGGUUGCAGAUUUCCAGCCCAGUUUCCAGCUUGCUGCAGAAGCGGCACUUUACGAACGACACGCCGGUGAAACUACAGUCCGGUUCACUCACAUCCCAUCAUAGUUUGGACUUUCAGAACCAAAUCAACUACAGCGGAAAAGUGCCUCCAUCAGCUUUAAAUAAUUGGUUUUGUCUGAGCCAUGGCUGUGAACGUGUUCUCGACAUCAGUGACGAGUGAAAACCUCAGCCGCCAUGACAUGCUCACAUGGAUAAACGAGUCUUUACAGAUGAACCAUGCCAAGAUCGAGCAACUGUGCUCAGGUGCUGCCUACUGUCAAUUCAUGGACAUGCUGUUCCCAUCUUGUAUUCCACUAAAGAAAGUGAAAUUCCAGGCCAAACUUGAGCAUGAAUUCAUCCACAACUUUAAACUUAUUCAAGCCAGUUUCAAAAAGAUGGGUGUUAGCAAAAUUAUUCCUGUUGACAAGCUUAUAAAGGGCAAGUUCCAGGACAACUUUGAGUUUGUGCAGUGGUUUAAGAAGUUCUUUGACGCAAACUAUGAUGGGAAGGAAUAUGAUCCGGUGGCCGCUCGACAGGGGCAAGAAAUGGCUGGCAAUCCGAGUCCAGCAGCAGCCACCGCUAACAAGCCAAGGAAGCCAAGCUCAGACACAAGCAUCACACCUGCAGUCAAGCCAAUGGCCCCUGUUGCUCCACAGCGUUCAGCCACAGCACCUAAAUCUGCACCAAAGACGGCUCCAGCAGCAAUGCGAGGAGGCGGUGGUGAUGAAGAGAAAGGAGCACUUACUCAGAUGAUUAAUGACCUGAAGGCCACCAUUGCUGACAUGGAAAAGGAAAGGGAUUUCUACUUUGGCAAACUGAGAACCAUUGAGCUCCUCUGCCAAGAAAAAGAGGGUGAGGGUGAUCCUACACUGCAAAAGAUUGUGGAUAUUCUCUAUGCCACAGACGACGGUUUUGUGAUUCCAGAGGAUGAGGCAGCAGAACCAGAAGAGUUUUAACCAAUCAGGGUUUUUUAAAGAAGAAAUGACCCUGUUGGACUCUCAAAUGCACAUACCGGCUGAUUUCUGCUGCACUUGCCUUUGGUCCAUCAUUUUGGGCUUUGACUUUUGAAUGUCUUUUUAUUCAGGGACGUUGUAUACCUUGAAUUUUCAGAUUUUUUUAUUGACCAUCAAAACAAAAUUAUUUUUGUGAAUGAAAAAUAAAUACUUAUCAAAGGCUGUUUGUAUAAAGCAGUCCACUGAGUUCUGACUUGCCAAUAACGAGUAAACAAAACCAGGUAUUGUAUUCUAUUGGUAUACUCCAGAACUUUUGCUGUUAUCUAGCUUCUGAUCUGUACAUUUGGCUGCUUGUUGACCAGUUGUGAGUGAAGUUCACUUCCUCUAAUAAGCGCUGAAGCAGGAUGUGUGUCAACCUUUUGCAUUUCCCUUUACAAGAACAUGAGGAACGACUUAACAGUCAUGAGAAGCUUUGGGUUUGAGUCCGGUGACAUAGCCCUCACUUAAUCUUAACUGGCCAAAGCUGUUAAGCUGCAAGUACCACUAUUAUGCUAAAUGUGACAAAGACAGUUUCUCAAAGCACGAUUUAUUUUGCAUCAUGUGUGCUGUGCUGUACAUGUGCCAUGUAUUAAAGUCAUAUACUGCAAA